AUGGCCAAAUCCUCAAGACAAACACUGAUCAUUGCUAGACGACUUACUAGCAUGGACACAACUGCGGUGUCGUGUUGGUACAACUGUGGUGUCGUGUUGGUACAACUGUGGUUAGGUGUUGGUACAACUGUGGUGUCGUGUUGGUUCAACUGUGGUGUCAUGUUGGUACAACUGCGGUGUCGUAUUG
Messenger RNA from Candidula unifasciata, 187 nucleotides. NCBI's taxonomy places the organism in Eukaryota, Metazoa, Mollusca, Gastropoda, Stylommatophora, Geomitridae. The record is from the annotation of a GenBank genome assembly.